Messenger RNA from Notothenia coriiceps (black rockcod), 1426 nucleotides. RefSeq names its product ATP-binding cassette sub-family G member 2. Gene Ontology annotation, cellular component: plasma membrane. The record is from RefSeq and is a predicted model, not a curated record. The coding region runs from base 137 to 1426 and encodes 429 amino acids. Lineage: Eukaryota; Metazoa; Chordata; Actinopteri; Perciformes; Nototheniidae. The transcript has 10 exons. Gene Ontology annotation, molecular function: ABC-type transporter activity; riboflavin transmembrane transporter activity; ATP binding. Gene Ontology annotation, biological process: transmembrane transport.
AACGUUGAGGGGUCCCAGCUGAGUGGAGGCACCUGUCCCCCCCUCAGGGUGCCCCCCUUCCUCUGGUCCUCAGUCUGCAGCAGCGCUCCUCUGAAGCUGCAGCAGGAUCACAGCAGCAGCCGAUCACGGUCCCAGGAUGAUGGAGAGAGCCAAUCACAUCAACAUUGCCAUGAUAGAAGACAUCGGCACUAACGGGACGGUGGGGUCAAAGGUCGCCCCCGGCGCGGAGCAGAGCCCCGAGCGAGGCUCCACCGUCAGCUUCCACAACGUGCGCUACAGAGUGCAGCUGCAGAGCGGCUUCGUCUGCCGGAGGAAGACGAGCCACCGGGAGAUACUGCUCGACCUCAAUGGCAUUAUGAGACCUGGACUCAACGCUAUUCUUGGACCGACUGGAAGUGGAAAAUCUUCAUUCUUGGACAUCCUGGCUGCGAGGAAGGACCCCUCAGGUCUCUCAGGAGAAGUCCUCAUCGACAGAGCACCGCAGCCUCCAAACUUCAAGUGCCUCUCUGGAUAUGUGGUUCAGGAGGACGUGGUGAUGGGCACGCUGACGGUCAGGGAGAAUCUGCGUUUCUCCGCAGCGCUGCGUCUGCCUCGCUCCGUGCUGCAGAGCGAGAAGGAGGCUCGAGUCAAUCAGCUCAUCUCAGAGCUGGGGCUCAGCAAGGUGGCCGACUGCAAGGUGGGCACACAGAUGACGAGGGGGAUCUCAGGAGGAGAGAGGAAGAGGACCAACAUCGGCAUGGAGCUGAUCAUCGACCCGGCGGUUCUCUUUCUGGACGAGCCGACCACCGGACUGGACGCCAGCACCGCUAACUCCGUCCUGCUGCUGCUGAAGAGAAUGGCCAGUAAGGGCAGAACGAUCAUCCUGUCGAUCCACCAGCCGCGAUACUCCAUCUACCGACUGUUCGACUCCCUCACUCUGCUGGUCGGAGGGAAAAUGGUUUACCACGGACCGGCGCCUAACGCUUUGGACUACUUCGCCAACAUUGGUUUCCCCUGUGAGCCCCACAACAACCCAGCUGACUUCUUUCUGGAUGUUAUUAACGGAGACUCCACGGCUGCAUCCAUGACCAAGGUGCCCGGCUCUGAAGAUGUGGAGUUUGAGGAGCAGAGCGGCUUGCGGCAGAGCAUCGAGGAGCGCCUGGUGGACGAGUUCAGGAGCAGCAGCUACUGCAGCGCCACCAGAGCGGAGCUGGAGCUCAUCGAGCAGGAGAAGAAGUGUUCCUCCUGCUCAAAGUCCCGCACCAUCACCUACAACAGCUCCUUCCUCCACCAGCUGCGAUGGGUUCUCAGGAGAACCUUCCAGAACCUCAUGCUGAACCCACAAACAUCUGUGGCCCAGCUGGGAGUCAACAUUUUCCUCGCCCUCAUCGUCGGAGCCAUUUUCUUCGGAGUCAAAGACGAUCAGAGCGGUAUCCAGAACAGGUGA